This is a messenger RNA of Pungitius pungitius (ninespine stickleback), 1870 nucleotides long. RefSeq names its product solute carrier family 25 member 34 (gene slc25a34). NCBI's taxonomy places the organism in Eukaryota, Metazoa, Chordata, Actinopteri, Perciformes, Gasterosteidae. The coding region runs from base 260 to 1291 and encodes 343 amino acids. The record is from RefSeq and is a predicted model, not a curated record. The transcript is spliced from 5 exons.
AUGGUGCAGACGGAUAAGGAAGCUCUUUGAGAAAGUCUCUGCAAAAGGACACUUAUCAUGCACAUUGACCUGUGGUCGGUGUCACAGGAGAAUCAUGCAAAAAAACAUCUAAAAUGAGUUCUCACAAAAGCCUAUAGAACUUGCUCCUGAUCAUUGUUUUGCACCAAGUGCAACAAACUCUCUCUGUUCCCCCAACUGACAAAAGCUGGACCAGUGAUUACAGGAACUGACAACACACACACACACACACUCCCCAGCGAUGACUAGUACUCGGCUGCUGGAAACUCCUCCAGAAGAGCUUGUGUUUGGUGGCCAGCAUUCCCGCGGGAUGGUGUCCGACGUGUCCGCUGUGCCCCGCGGCGUCCUGGGACCCUCGACGCCCCCCCCGGCCGUCUGGCCCCCUCUGGACUUUGCCCUGGGCGCUCUGGCCUGCUGCGUCGCCUGCGUGUUCACCAAUCCCCUGGAGGUGGUAAAGACCCGUCUGCAGCUUCAGGGAGAGCUGCGUGCACGGGGGUCCUACCAGAGACACUACCGGGGGGUCCUGCAGGCACUGUGGGUGGUGGGCCGCACCGACGGGUUCCGGGGCCUGCAGAAGGGCCUCUCCGUGGGCCUGAUGUACCAGGGGGUGAUGAACGGUGUGAGGCUGGGCUCCUACUCCUACUGUGAAGCUCUGGGCAUCACCUCGUUCCACGGGGGCAGUCUGCUGUCAGGAGCUGGGGCCGGAGCGGUGGGGGCCUUCAUCGCCUCUCCUGCAUACCUGGUGAAGACCCACCUGCAGGCUCAGACUGUGGAAGCCAUAGCUGUGGGCCACCAGCAUAACCACCUGGGAGUCUUUGAUGCCUUUGGUACCAUCUAUAGAAGAGACGGUGUAAUUGGCCUUUGGAGGGGAGUGAACGGGGCCGUGCCUCGAGUCAUGGUGGGAUCAGCUGCUCAACUGGCAACCUUCACAUCGGCCAAGGGAUGGGUGUCACAUACCCAGUGGUUCACUCCAAACAGCUGGCUCAUAGCUUUGAUAGCAGCCACGAUCAGUGGAGUCGCCGUGGCGAUCAGCAUGACCCCGUUCGACGUCAUCAGCACGCGGCUCUACAAUCAGCCCGUGGACGAGUUUCGCAGGGGCCGUCUGUAUCGGGGAUUUUCAGACUGUAUGCUGAAGGUGUGCCGAUCCGAGGGCCUGCUGGGGCUUUACAAAGGCAUGGGCCCUGUCUUCCUGCGCUUGGCCCCACACACAAUGCUCAGCAUGCUGUUCUGGGAUCUGAUGAGGCAACAGAGCGUAAAGCACAACCGGAGCUAAGGAAGCAGAUUACCUCCCAAUGAUUGACUGGAAUCUGGACAUCAAAUAAAGCUAAUUUUUGAGAUUUAGAUAAAGGUGCCUUUUCACUUUCCUGUAGACAGUAAAAUAAGCAUAUUUCCCAAAAUGUUGAACUGUUGCUUUAAGUGAGAAUCACUUAAAGGUUGCACAAACAUUUUCUGGAGUUACUAUUGAAUUUCCAUAUAUGCUGUUCAAAGGGAUGAUGUCUCUUUAGUUCCUCAAACGAUGGUUUUCGGGCUUUUUCUGCAGCGAAGCGGAAGUGAGACCCGUGUGCUUGCAGGUACGUCGAUGGAGUCCCGAUGAGAUGAAGAAAAAGGCGUAUUAUCAAACAUAAGCUCUGUGUUGUUCAGAGCCCAGUAUGGCUGCUGUCACAGUUUAAUACAUCAUUCUAGAUGCCUUGUAUGUUAAAUGUAAAAGAAAAAGUCAUUUGGGAUUGUUUUUAUUCCCAUUUUGAUUUGAGGUUUUAUCUACAGAAAUGUAACCCUAAUGGUGCUUCAAGCCUUUAAACAGCAAUUGAUGAUGAUGAUGAUGAUGAUAACAACAAUAAUAAUAAUAAUAAAG